This is a messenger RNA of Anastrepha obliqua, 983 nucleotides long. RefSeq lists its product as uncharacterized. Gene Ontology annotation, cellular component: transcription regulator complex; nucleus. The transcript is spliced from 3 exons. Lineage: Eukaryota; Metazoa; Arthropoda; Insecta; Diptera; Tephritidae. The coding region runs from base 232 to 897 and encodes 221 amino acids. The record is from RefSeq and is a predicted model, not a curated record. Gene Ontology annotation, biological process: regulation of transcription by RNA polymerase II.
CAUUUAAAGAGAAUAAAAACAACAGCGAAUGAGCGCAACAACGUAAGAGCGUAAAAUCGCCGACGCUCACACGUCUUAACGCCUAUGAAUACAAGUACAGUUAACGAUGCAAGCGCAAAAUAGAAAUACAUUAGUCGCUCAAUUACAAUAAUACACAUCGUUCCUCAUCUUUAUGCACGCUUUGAACGAAGUUUAAACGAAAAAUUAUUAAAUUCUAAAAACAGCUGUAUAAUGGACCCCGAUUUCAAUAUAAAACUUAUCAAAGAGGUGAAAAGGUUUGCGUGCUUGUAUGACUUAACCUCACCGGAAUAUCGAAAUAUCAAGUGGAAGGAUACAAUUUGGAAGAAAAUUGCAGCAGAUCUAAAUACGAAAGAUAUAUGGUGCAAGAAACGUUGGAAAUCGCUGCGCGACACGUAUAGAAGAAAAAAACGGUGGGAAGGCAUGAAAACUUGUGGCACGAAACCGAUUUCAAAUAAAAAGUUUAAGUUUGCCCAAGAAAUGUCUUUUCUGGAGGGUGUUAAGGAUGGUCGAUCAUAUUACACUAGUGAAGAUGACGAUGACGAUGACAAUGAGGCAAUGAACAAUGGCGUUGAAGCUCCUUGGACCACUGUGCCUUCUCCAGCCGACCCUCUAACACCUAAAGAUGAAGACUGCACGUCGAACCUUUCCGCACUAUCUUAUAAGGCAAGUUCAACCAAGAAAACUGAGGACCAUGUGAAUCCAGCUUCUGAUGCAAUAGCAGCGAGAAAGUCUACUUUACUACUUUUCGAAAGUUUGGCGCACAAAAUAAUGUCAGCGGGCUUGUCGGAAAGUGAUGCGGAUGCCAUUGAGCUGAAGGUAGCGUCGGUUGUAUAUGAAGAACUGGCAAGCCUUCGUCAAAAGAGACGAAGUAUCUGAUACGACAAAAAGAUAUUGAAGAAUAACUGUAACAUAAAAUAAAUCAGCUGUAGCAAUAAGAAAUGAAGAAUAUAUGUAUUUAAUCA